UGUGUGUGUGUGUGUGUGUGUGUGUGUGUGUGUGUGGUUUCUCUCUGUCCUGUAAGAAGGCAGCCUGCCGGCCUACUCCUGCUGUUGCUGCGGCUCUGACUUGCUUUUUGCUGCCUCUUUCCUCUCCUCUCUUCCUGCUUAGCUCCUUGCCUUCUGACACUACUCCCAGUAUGGAGACUAAUCACUCUGAACAGCUCUCAGCAGAAGAGUCAACUCCCCCAGGAGACAGUUCAUCACCACCCAAUCAAAAUGGCCUGGAGAAGCAACACAGUAAGGAUUCCUCAACCUCGCUCCAAGAACCAGAGCCGGCAACAAGUGUGUACCCUGUAAAGGGAGCUCGUGACAUCUCUGAAGAGUUGAGUCGACAACUGGAAGACAUCAUUAACAUGUAUGGGUCUGCUGCCAGUACAGUAGGAAAAGAGGGUCCUCCCAAGAAGCAGGAGCAGCCUGAAAACGCAGAGGCACCUGACAAUGAGGAUGGUGACUGUGAAGAAACCACAGAAGAGGCUGAAAGAGAACCCCUUACUUCUGGAGAACCAUCCACAGUCAAAGAACCUGUUGGCAAUAAAGAGCAAAAAUUGGAAAAGAAAAUCCUAAAAGGAUUAGGCAAAGAAGCCAACUUGCUAAUGCAAACUCUGAACAAGCUGCAGACACCUGAAGAAAAGUUUGAUUUUUUACUCAAGAAGUAUGCUGAAUUGCUGGAUGAACAUCGCACUGAGCAAAAGAAGUUAAAAGUCCUACAAAAGAAACAGAUGCAAAUCCAGAAAGAAAAGGACCAAUUACAAAGUGAACACAGCAGAGCUAUCCUUGCUCGGAGCAAACUGGAGAGUCUGUGCCGGGAGCUGCAGAGACACAAUAAGACACUGAAGGAGGAAACUCUCCAGCGGGCACGUGAGGAAGAAGAGAAAAGGAAGGAGAUCACAAGUCAUUUCCAAACUACCCUGACAGAUAUCCAGGCACAGAUAGAGCAACAGAGUGAGCGAAAUAUGAAGCUCUGUCAGGAAAACACAGAGCUUGCAGAAAAACUGAAAAGCAUCAUUGAUCAGUAUGAGCUCAGAGAGGAGCAUCUGGACAAAAUAUUUAAACACAGAGAACUGCAGCAGAAGCUGGUGGAUGCAAAACUUGAGCAGGCACAAGAAAUGAUGAAGGAAGCAGAGGAGCAACACAAACGAGAAAAGGAAUAUUUACUGAACCAGGCAGCAGAGUGGAAACUUCAGGCCAAAGUGCUGAAGGAACAAGAGACAGUGCUACAGGCUCAGCUUACUCUCUAUUCGGGAAGGUUUGAAGAGUUCCAGAACACACUUACAAAAAGCAAUGAAGUGUUUGCCACUUUCAAGCAGGAAAUGGAUAAAACAACAAAGAAAAUGAAGAAACUGGAAAAGGACACAGCCACAUGGAAAGCCCGAUUUGAGAACUGUAACAAAGCCCUACUGGACAUGAUUGAAGAGAAAGCACUGAGAGCUAAAGAAUAUGAGUGUUUUGUGAUGAAAAUCGGGCGGCUGGAGAACCUCUGUCGCGCUUUACAAGAAGAGAGAAACGAACUUUACAAAAAAAUCAGAGAAGCAAAAGUGUCUGAAAAGGAGGACCAAAGUCAGCAUAGUUCCGAUGAAGAGCCAGAGGCAAAUGUCUCUGUGGAUAAAGAGAUGGAUGCAGAGGAGGCCAACACUGUUCAAAACGCCGUGGCAAAGCUGGCCGCAGCCUUCCAGGUCAUUCAUCAUCCGGAGCGCAGCCUAGAGCAGUCGGACACACUGCUCCCCGCACUGGGCGGUCCCCGGGGCAGCGGUGGCUCCGCCCUCAGGGAGCAGGAGGGGCCCCCUCUACUCCCUCCUGGGGGUUCAGCUGACCCGCGGCCUCCCCCAGUCCCUCAGGCUGAGGCCCAAGGGGACCAGGAGGCAAAGCCUACCCCGGAAGCCCCUGAGGCCCAGGCGGGAGCAGAGCCCGGAAGCCAAGGUCUCCCGGAGAAAUAUCAGGCUGCUGAGCUGCCCUGGAAGUCAGAGGCCGGAGUUUCCGGUCAGGCCUCACAGGCCGCAGUCGGGGCCUCUCCGCCCAGGGUGGAGGCAGAAGAUUCCGCUCCGCCACCUCCAGCAAGUGAGCAAGUUCCAGCAGGGCCACCUGGAUGUGAGCCCAGCGAGCAGCCCCUGCCUGCAGCCUCAGAGGAGCUGUCCCCAGGGGCCCAGGCCGGACUCCCGCUGCCCACCGUGACCGACGCCAACCUGGAACGGGUAGACUAAGCCUCGUCUGCCCCCGGAGGCCGUUCUCCCCGACCUUGCCUCUUCACCAUAGCCCACUGUCUCUGAAGGAGGCGUUGAGGGUUAGAGAUGGCAAACGGAACAGCCAAGAUCAAGACGUGUUUUUUAAUAUCAUGCAGAACACAUUCAGCCUUUGCUAUUUGUUCUCAAUUUAUUACUGAUGUGGAGCGCUUCUAUUUAAUAUUGAGUCAUAAUUUUCCCAAAUGGCAACAAAACAUGCCAAUUGUAAAUUUAUAUUAUUUUCCUAUUAAGAUGGUACUUAAUUCAGUUUCUUAAUCAACAGCAAGGUUUGGUGUUUAAAGACUCCCACUACGAAAUCUAAAUAUUGACAAUGUGAGGUUAUAUUUAUUUCUACGUAUAGUUCAAGUUCCUUAGUAAUUAGUAGAUAUCCAGGUUCCAUUUAAACUGUGUAUAUAAAGUAUACAUAUAUUCAUAUGUAAAUGUGUGAAUAUAUACAUAUGUGUACACAUAUACACAUAUUUUAUAUAAAUGUAUAUAUUACACAUGUAUUUCACCCCUUAUGGACUGCCCCCUAUGCGAAAUAUGCAGACGCUAAUCAAAAAAUUCUCCUCCUUGCACUUGGGACUACAGUAGACUAAUGCUGUAUGAAUCAGAAGUAGAUUGAGAACAUAGGUAUUUAGGUCAUUAUUACUGUUGGUCAAAAAUAACUAACCCUAUGUUAGAUCUAUAAGUUCAACCAACUGAUCAAAUGACAUAGCAGUUGUGCAGAGUGCAUUGACUCAAAGAUGAUCAUAAGAGACCCCAAACAACAAAAAGAAUCCCAACUGUAGAUGGCUUAUCUCUUCCAGCUGCGUCUCCUAGAAUCCUCCGCCGGCUGCCUCCCCCUCCCCCAACACAUACACCUGGUGGAGAGGGAACCCACUCCUGGCUACCCGCAAUAAAGGGUUGGAAGUGGGAAAAGGAGCUAGGAAAGGAGGUAUCUCAGACUGAGGAGAGACUGUGCCUAGUCCUUUUCCCCACUGAUGUCUCAAGACAGAAUAUUCACCCCUUGGCAGUCUCUGAUCCAGUGUGUAUUCUCAAACCAUCUGUUCUUUCCUUCUAUUUCCCUUCAUUGUAGCAGAAAAUUACACCUAGCCCUUAUCUCAAUCAAUGCUAAAUGAAACUAUUAUUUUUGUAAGACAGAAAUCCACACAGGGUCUCAAUAUGAAUGAUGCAACUUAAAAGUCAAUGCAUUUUCUGCUUUGAGGGGUUUUCAGUAACAAUGAAUUAGGAAUGAAGAAAGGGAGGGAGGAAGAAGGAAGAGAAGGAAAGAGGGAGUCCACAGGGAGGAAAGAGUUAAACUCAAGUGGAAAAAUGGAUAAAAGCAAGAUUCCCUACUACUCAUCCAGGAACUCAUUCUUCACUGUCACAUAUGGCUGUUUGCCAAGGCACACAAAGAGCUUGUGAGCAGCAGCCAUAUGUUACAAGAAUUGUAAACUGCAUAAAAAUUUGUUUGAAGUAGACAGUGAGGGUAAUAACAGAAAUGCUAGUCAGGGAGAGAAAAAUCAGGAGAAAAGCAUGUUGCUAUUUGAGAAUCCAUGUGCUUUUAAAGGCUUAAAAUAUUAUAACCACAGGGGUAUCCAGCCAAAUUCAACAUUACUGGAAAUUAAACAUACAUUUAAUUCAGAACCAAAUAUUCACCAUAACAAUUCAGGAGGGUCUCCUCCCCCUCUAUUUACAGAGGCUGAACUUCCAAGAAUGGAAUAAGAUUAGAUAGUCAUAGAAAAAUCUCAAUUUGAAUGUUUAGUAAAAGAAACAGGCAGAUGUGCCAAAAUCCAGCAAGUCAAAUAUUCUAACACCCAAAGUUCAUUAUUUUCAUCUAAAAGGUUUUCAUAGCAACACAUUACUCACUAUUGUGUGUAUGUUGAGCAGAGUUUCACAUAUAACUUGCCUAAAAUAUGUAAUGCUUAAUAUAGGCUUUGGGAGAAUUAUUUUAACAUUCAAAGAAUGUCUUAUUAUAGACCUUUGUGUUAGAAUUUGGCUUUACUAAUUAUAACAAUAAUUCAUAAUACAUGAAAGCAGAAGAAAUUCCUAUCUUUAUUAACUUAAUGUAACUAUUUUUAGAGAUACAAGUCUACUUUCUAGGAACAUAAGAGUUAUUGGUGUUUUCUAAAUUAAUUUGCAUAAUUUAUGUAUCUAUUAAAAAGGUACUUCUC
Molecule: messenger RNA, 4405 nt
Organism: Sciurus carolinensis (gray squirrel)
Lineage: Eukaryota; Metazoa; Chordata; Mammalia; Rodentia; Sciuridae
Gene: Txlnb
Product: taxilin beta
Exons: 10
Coding region: 171-2231 (686 amino acids)
Molecular function (GO): syntaxin binding
Source: RefSeq, a predicted model, not a curated record